Molecule: messenger RNA, 1230 nt
Organism: Nymphaea colorata (pocket water lily)
Lineage: Eukaryota; Viridiplantae; Streptophyta; Magnoliopsida; Nymphaeales; Nymphaeaceae
Exons: 2
Coding region: 270-887 (205 amino acids)
Cellular component (GO): mitochondrial large ribosomal subunit
Molecular function (GO): structural constituent of ribosome
Source: RefSeq, a predicted model, not a curated record
CUCCUCCCCCUUCUUCUUGUUCGUCUGGCUGUGGCUUCCCGAUCUACUGACGCCCUCCGCCGCCGCCACCGUGCCUUCUCUGCUCUCGGUUUGCAGCACUACGCCUGUGACGAAGGUUACACCACCCGAGCCGUAGGGACCUUCUGCGCGCAGAGCUGAGGGUGAGUGCCUGGAAGCAGGCUGAGGCAUUCAUAGGUUUUGGUCUUCGUUCACUUCCAACUUCUUCAAAGGAAAAGAGAGUGGGAAGAGGGAAAGAGAGGAAGAGAGAGAUGGCGUUUAGAUCGAGGGAGUUGUUCAACAAGCUCAUCAGGAAGGUGGGUCGGGAUAAUUUGGCGCCGGGCGUCGAGGAGUCGCUCAAGAAGUGCCUACCGGACAAGAAAUGCGUGAUGGGUAGAGCCAAGAGGGGCCUCUACGCUGGCCGCCACAUCCAAUUCGGUAACCAAGUCAGCGAAGAUGGUGGAAAUAAGACAAGGCGAACCUGGAAACCAAAUGUGCAAGAGAAACGGCUUUUCAGUUACAUCCAUGACCGUCAUAUUCGUGUCAAGGUCACAACACAUGCGCUUCGCUGCAUUGACAAGGCUGGUGGCAUUGAUGAGUAUUUACUGAAUAUACCUUACAAAAAGCUUGACAACGAGAUGGCUUUGUUCUGGAAGGCUAGGAUAGAAAAGAUGUAUGAAGAAUUGGGAGCAAUGGAAGUUGGUUUUUUCUCGCCUGAAGAGGAACAGAAACUGGAAGAAGGCUUUGAACAACUAAAAAUUGCAAAAAGAGAGGCAAGAAGAGAAGCUCGGAGGUUGGCGAGCCAAGGGACAAAGAAGGGGACUUUAAUUGAGGAAGGACAGAAAGACCGAACCAUUAGUGAUGGUGAAACUCAUCCAGCUCAGCAAUAGUCAGCUUCAUGAUUUUUGUCAAAGCUGCUAUGGGUUCUUGAGGUACAUUUUUGAACCUUGAAGAUGUUCUGUGCUUGAAAAUUUUUCAGGGAGAGUUCUUUCUACAAUUGAUGUGAUGAUGCCUUAGGAGAUGUUCAGGAUAAGAGGAAAUGCUCCCUGCACAAUUGAGCAGCUUUUAGAUAAUCCUGAUUCUAAAUGGACUUUUUCAUAUUUUCUUGAGUUAACUUAUAAAUUAGCUCAAUUCCAGGAACAUGCCAUUGUAACUUUGCCAAAUCGCAAGACCUGAUGGGUGUGUGUCUUUAAAUGAAUGAAGAUUUUAUGGCUUUUACAGUUGUGAUGUAAA